CCGGGCUCGACGCGCAGAGUGGGGGGUGUGCCGCGGCCGUGCCGUUGUCAUGUACCGCCUGGUGCGCCUCGGCCCGGUGCGGCCGCUGCUACCCCCGCUGCUCGCUGCCGCCGCUCCACGCGUCCUGUGCUGCGGUCCCCGUCUGGCCUGGGCUGGCCUCAGCCCGCAGCUGCCCCUCGUAACGCUGCGGUCCGCCGGCAGCUCCGCCAAGGAUGCAGCUGGAUCCUCUGAAAAGGCAGCCACAGAUCCCAGUGGUGAAAACAAGAAACUCAACAAAUCCCAGCAGCUGAAACGAGUGUUUAAAGAGUAUGGUGCUGUAGGGGUUUCAUUCCAUGUUGGAAUUUCAUUAGUAUCUCUAGGUAUCUUCUACCUGGCUGUAUCAAGUGGAGUGGAUAUGACUGCAGUUCUCUUCAAACUUGGUUUCAGUGAAUCAUCGUUGCAAUCUAAAAUGGCAGCUGGCACAAGUACAUUUGUGCUGGCAUAUGCCAUUCACAAGUUGUUUGCUCCAGUAAGAAUCAGCAUUACCGUAGUUUCUGUGCCAUUCGUUGUCCGAUACUGCCGGAAGAUUGGUUUCUUCAAACCUCCUACCCCAAAUCCAUGAGGAUUUCUCACUGGUUUUUACUCCAGUUGUUUUUAUUGGUUUUUUUAUGCCCUAUAUCCACAUAGCUUUUCAGAUUGUUAAAUUUCUUUAAAAGACUUGUUUGGAUCCAUGUAAAUGCUGACCUCCUCUUGCAUUUCUUACUUGUUCAUUCAGGUGAAUGGUGGUGAGUGCUACACUGAAAAGUGUUGUCUUUCUUUCCAUUUUGCCACCCUUCUUUAGAAAAACCUGUUAAAAUGGUUUUCACUGCAAGUGGUAAUAUAAGUGCUUGACAAUGAGCAGUCUCUUUAGAACACACAGUUCUAGGACUUUAUAAUCUAGCUUUUGGGGUCUUAAGUUUUGUUUUUUUCUUGUCAAAAUAGAGUGUCAGCGUUAGUUUGUAUCUUUGUAUUUGGGAAACAGAGUAAGAUUCUCUUCCUAAUAGGGUGUGGGAUCAACAAUAUCCUACUAUAUGAAAGGUUCCUUUGGUAAGGGUAUGUACUGGAAUCUAAAGUGGUAGGUGGGUGCUUUUUUUGUUAUAAAAGACGUGCAUCAUGACCACAGUCUUGCAGCACAACACACAUGCUGAGUUAACUUAGGCAGAAGUACCCACACACUUAAUUGCACAGUAAUAAUUGUUUUAGCCAGAACAGGCGAUGCACUGUUCUGAAACUACAGCUCCUUUGAGGUGCUUCCAUGUUUCAAGAGUUUAUUUGAAGAUGGGUUUUAUUUAUAGGAUAGGAGCUGGCCUUACUAAAGUCCUUUUUGUGUUAUUUUUUUUUUACGCCUAUAGACUCUACUGAAAUCAAUGUAACCAGAAUUACCUCCUGUGGGAACAUACUCCAAAGAUUAUCAAGUCAGGGGCAAAGGUAUCUGUGGGUUUUUAAUGUAUUGAGAUCUGGCUGUGUACGAGGCACACAUUUUUUUAACCUGAAAACUAAUCCUAGCCGCUUUCUGCUUCUGUGAAUGAAACUCAGAUCUGCACCUGAAGUCCCAACAUUGCAAUUCAUAGCUUCCCAAGAGCAAUUUAUAUGCUGUUGUCUGACAGACUUUUGAAUGUACCAAUUAGAGGUGAUUUUCAAUCUUAUUUGGAUGCUGUUCCUGUUAGAAUGCAGCUGCACGUGUGUAUAUUUAUAUACCACUUUUCAGUUAAACUAAAGACUGGAUCCCAAAUACUUGAGUAUUGACUAGCAUUGUGGUAAACCUGGGUUUCAGACUCAGGACUGUGCUCCUGUGAGAUAGGUGAAGUCAAAUCUGUCAGACUUUAGGACCGGUUCCUCCUUCCAGGUCUGCUCUUUUACACUGGCCUUUGUUGAGACUUACCCCAAGGUGGCUCUGACACAAUCUGUUCAUUCAGGAAUCUGAUUAAAGUAAAACAGCAGGCAACUACCCUGAAAUUUAGUGAACUGAGAGAAAGGGAAAACUGUAGAAGAGGUAGUUUACUUCCUUUGCCCUGUGGAAGCAAGCUGAUACUGGAGACUGCCAACUGAAAACAAUGAGCCCCUUUGGUGUGUGGGUGUGUGCUGUUAGCCCAGUUGAAGGGUUUGUCUUAGGAUGGAAACAGUCCCUGCAGUGAGCAGAUACACAUGCUGGAGUCUUAAUAUAUAAUGCAGACACAGCCAUUCAUGGCACGUGUGUAAAGGUGCAUUACACUGGUAUUUUGUGCAGUGUUUAACAGCCACAGGAGCAGGGCAUACUGAGAACCUUGCAGUGUGGCCUGUAGAGCUGUAAGCUGUGUCACUAAGAGAACUUAUGUCAUGCACAGAUACUUGGCUUGUUAGAAUAUGGAGCCAGUGCUCUGGUGCUUCACAUACCUAUGUGUGGAGGAAUGGCUGUCCCAUUCAUUUGAACUAACUGCUUAUUCCCCAAAAAUAAAAGACACAAAAUGCAGUUGGCUUGCUCCUGUUGUAUGCCUGUUUGCAGUAUGGCUGCUGAAGCUGGCAGCUUGGCCAGGUCAUUAGCUUCAACGUGCCAGCUCUGAUUAGAGCAUAAGGAAGCUGUGCCUUUACCCCUGACUAACCUGUGUGUUAUAUCUGUUAUGUGGACGGAAGCUUAGUGCAGUUCUUGCCUAUUAAACAGCGCACUAUCUACACCACAGCUGAAGGGUUAGCAUGGUAUGACAAUGUGCAACCAACAGUAGUGCAGCUUUCUGUGAUCUACUACAUUCUAGAGCAAGUAGCAUAUUUUUAAGUUUCAAGUGGGCAGGGCAGUCACUAUUUUUUAAGAAUAAGUUUUACUGUGGCUUUUUUUCUCUCCCAGACACAGAAGCCUUUGUGUUUUGGUUUAUUUUUUCUGCAUGUCCUCUCUGUUUGUAUCAGUUCAGGACAAUGUUCUGUUAACAACGAUAACAGAAUUCCAGAAUCAUCAUGUGGCAGCCUUGAUUUAUUUAAUCAGUCAUUUCUGAUAAGUACAUUUUGUCCUAAAGUUAAUAGAAAAGGAAGAGGCAAGCUUUUUCUUCUUCUAAAAAGUCUCUCUGUAAACCAGCAAUCAUUUAAAACAAAUGCAACUCAAAGUUCUUAGUGCUGGUACUUUUAUCUGGAAACUUUCUUGCUGUAAAGAAACAGCUUCAUUUAAGUUAUGACCAGGAUUCAGAUAAACAUGGCUGUAUAAACUACUGGCAAUUUUAGAUGAAGUUUUUUUUUACAAAGUAUUAUAUUAAUUUGAGAGUAUAUUUUGAAUUCUAGAAUCCUUGCUGUAAAGAUUGGGGUUUUUUUAAUGGUUUGUAAAAUAGGGAUAACCUUAAAGCCUUAUAAUGAAAAUAUAAUAAAUUGCUUUCUCUUA
Molecule: messenger RNA, 3358 nt
Organism: Melopsittacus undulatus (budgerigar)
Lineage: Eukaryota; Metazoa; Chordata; Aves; Psittaciformes; Psittaculidae
Gene: MIMS2
Product: family with sequence similarity 210 member B
Exons: 3
Coding region: 50-601 (183 amino acids)
Cellular component (GO): mitochondrion
Source: RefSeq, a predicted model, not a curated record